UAUCUGUAGAGUUCAGUUUGAAAAAGUAAGGAGACUGCUAUAAAUUGUGUUUGCGACUCUAACUAUUCAAAUUUUUGUGGCCAAAUUCAAUUUCAAAUUUUGUUUGAACUACACAAUUAUGAAUUUUUCAAAUAGGGGUAUAACAGUUUUGUAUAUUUUCAUACUUAAUUCUGUUUUAAAUGCUAUACCAGCAAAUGGACAAAAUUUGUUUCAAUCUUUCGUAGAUACUGUAGCUUCAAGUUUUACAUCAUCCAGUGAAAAUGAUAUUACUGUGCCUGUAGAUCAAUUUGAUAACAACACUAUCGUUGAUAAUGGUCAAGGUUGCUUUUGCACGCCAUUUAAUUUAUGUAAGACAUACGAAUCUGAUCCUGAUGGCUUUUCAAGUAUUGAUAUCAGGAUAAAUAUUGGACCUUGUCACAGUUAUUUAGAUGUAUGUUGUAACGAUACAAAUCUUUUAGACAUCUCAACUCCUAAUUCAGUAGAAGAGAGUUUUUCGGUUGUACCCCAUAAUUCUUUACCGAAACAAGAAAUUACCUCUGUAAGUACUUGUAAUUCUGAAACCACGUCAAAUUUUGAGCCAUCAACUAUACACUCUAACGAAUACCAACCAACAAGUGUUGAACCUGAAUCACAUACAAGUACAUCAGAUUAUAGAGACACAACUUCUAAUGAAGAAAAUAAAGUAUCAAUUGGCUAUGUUUCCACAAUUAUUCCUGAACCAGAACCUGCUAAAAAGCUUGAAUGUGGUAGUUGGAAUAAAGCUGGAGUAGGUUUUAGAAUUGUUAAUGCGAUAAAUGGUGAGUCCAAUUUUGGCGAAUUUCCAUCAAUGAUUGCAAUUCUUGAAGAAGUUAUACCUCAAUCAGGGGAUGCAAAAAGAUUAUAUAAAUGUGGCGGAUCUUUAAUAAAGCCAAAUGUUGUUUUGACAGCCGCUCAUUGCGUAAUAAAAAAAGAUCCUUCGAAUUUAGUGGUAAGAGCAGGCGAAUGGGAUUUACAAACAGAAAAAGAACUUCUUGACCACCAAGACCGCCGAGUAUCUAAAAUCGUUAUUCACGAAAAGUACUAUGCGGGAGGACUUCAUUUUGAUGUAGCUUUAUUAUUUAUAGAAGAACCUUUUCAUCUACAAGAUAACAUUCAAACCAUAUGCUUACCAGAGCAAGAUCAAAAGUUUGAUUUUUCACUGUGUUAUUCUAGUGGAUGGGGUAAAGAGGUCAUAUAUAAUAACUAUAUAAUCACUAAAAACACACCAGAAGGUGUAAAAAGUGAACUUGGACAUUAUCAAGUCAGUAUACUUAAAAAAGUUGAACUCCCUAUUAUACCAAGAGAUACUUGUGAGAGUACCUUAAGACAAUCCAGACUUGGUCCAAGAUUUAUGCUCCAUCAAAGUUUUAUUUGUGCAGGAGGUGAAGAAGGAAAAGACACCUGCAAAGGCGAUGGAGGUAGUCCAUUAAUGUGUCCAUUGGAUUCUGAUUCAAAUUAUUUGGUUCAAGUAGGAAUCGUUGCUUGGGGAAUAGGAUGCGGUAACAAACUACCAGGAGUUUAUGUAGAUGUAGCUUACUUCAGAAAUUGGAUAGAUAAUAAAAUAAUUGUAUCUGCAGGAAAAGUAUUAAAAUUUUAUGGCACAAGAUUGAGAAACAUGAAAUCUUUCGUUUUUGCAUUUUAUUUUAUUCUAUUUAUAAACGCGUAUGAAUUUCAAAAAUCUGCUCGAGAAUAUUUAACACCACUGCUUCCUUUAGAUGAUGGUCAUAAAUUUCCAUCAAUCAUAUUAAACCCAGCAUCAUCACGAAUUAAAAACGAUUGUGUUUGUACUCCUUUUCAUUUAUGUAAAACAUUUGUUUUAUCAACGACUCCAUUUGACGUUACGGAUGCAGAUGGAAAAUAUCAAACAAAACCAAAGAAAUGUUUGAAAUCAUUAGAAAUUUGCUGUGACGAUACUAUUUUAAUCGGUGAAAAUAAACAGAUGAAACAAUCCUAUGAAACUAGUACAACUUACGAUCCAUUUGACUUAUCGGAUCAAUCAACCAAAAAGUGGAAUCACAAUAUACACUCUACUGAAAUUUACUCGGAGAAAAAAUAUGAAAAUUCGAACAAAGAAGAAUUUGAUUUCAAAAAAGAGCAUGAUACACAUUAUAAAUCAAAAAAAUGUGGUAUAUGGAAUGAAUAUGGAUUUGGAAUAGGAUUAGGUGGUGCUACUGAUUAUACAGCAAGAUAUGGCGAAUUUCCAUCUACUAUUGUUAUUUAUGUAGAAGAAAUACUUCAAAAUUGGAAGAAGUCGUUAAAAUAUCAAUGUGGAGGAUCACUAAUAAAAGAAAACGUCAUUUUGACAGCAGCUCAUUGCAUUAUCAAUAAAGAUUUACAAAGUAUUCUUGUACGAGCUGGAGAUUGGGAUCUAAAUACAGAAAAAGAAUUGUACUUGCAUCAAGAUCGACACAUUUCUAAAGUUGUUAUUCAUCACAAAUACUACUCAGGAGGAUUACAUAAUGAUAUAGCUUUAAUAUUUACUGAUGAACCUUUUACUUUACAAGAAAAUGUUCAAAUUAUGUGUUUACCCAAACAAGAUCAAAUAUUUGAUUAUAUUAGGUGCUAUUCAAGUGGAUGGGGAGAAACAGAUAAACGUAAGAUAAGUAAAAUGAAAAAAAUUGAAGUACCAAUUGUUCCGAGAGAUUUAUGUGAAGAUCGACUAAGGCAAACUAGAUUAGGAUAUAAAUUCAAUUUGCACGAAAGUUUCAUUUGUGCUGGAGGCGAAGGAGAACAAGAUACAUGUAAAGGUGAUGGUGGAAGUCCAUUAAUGUGUCCAAGUGAAACUGGUACAAAAUCGUUAAUACAGGCUGGAAUAGUCUCUUGGGGAAUAGGAUGUGGAAUAAAAAAUAUACCAGCAGCAUAUGUUAAUGUAGCUAAUUUUAGAAAUUGGAUAGAUGGAGAAAUAGAAACAUAGAAUACUUAUUUAUUUCUCAAAUAUAAUUCUAAAAUGUU
Molecule: messenger RNA, 2970 nt
Organism: Daktulosphaira vitifoliae (grape phylloxera)
Lineage: Eukaryota; Metazoa; Arthropoda; Insecta; Hemiptera; Phylloxeridae
Exons: 12
Coding region: 119-2932 (937 amino acids)
Biological process (GO): proteolysis
Molecular function (GO): serine-type endopeptidase activity
Source: RefSeq, a predicted model, not a curated record